AUGUCCAUGAUUCGGACUCGUGGCCAGUCCCCUCCUUUGACCAUGUAUAGCUUAGCGUUGGCGUCAACUGGUCCCAGCGUCUUUGAGCCUUACCUUAUCAUGCUUAGUGCUAUGGAGCUCCUAAUUUACGACUGGGUGCCAUUCCUGCACCGGUCACGCCUGCCCACGCGGCCUUUUGCUGCACUAUCUCCUCUGUACGCCAUCGGCAGGAUUGGGGUGGCUUGCAAUUAA
Messenger RNA from Penicillium malachiteum, 231 nucleotides. RefSeq lists its product as uncharacterized. The record is from RefSeq and is a predicted model, not a curated record. The coding region runs from base 1 to 231 and encodes 76 amino acids. NCBI's taxonomy places the organism in Eukaryota, Fungi, Ascomycota, Eurotiomycetes, Eurotiales, Aspergillaceae. The transcript is spliced from 2 exons.